Messenger RNA from Alternaria alternata, 576 nucleotides. RefSeq lists its product as hypothetical. Lineage: Eukaryota; Fungi; Ascomycota; Dothideomycetes; Pleosporales; Pleosporaceae. The transcript is spliced from 3 exons. The coding region runs from base 1 to 576 and encodes 191 amino acids. The record is from RefSeq and is a predicted model, not a curated record.
AUGCAGUACCGUUUUGUAUCCGUUCUUGCUGCCGGUGUGUUGGUUGGUGUUACUAGCGCCGCACCUGUGCCUUCUGCUGAGGCGCAAACGUUCGGUAACGAUCCAGCAAACACCAUCGAAUUAGGCAAACCUUCCACAGUCAUAACUUGGGGCAAACGCGACGACUCGCCCACCAACCCAGACGACGACACUUUCACCAUAGGCAAGCCCACGACGGAGGUUACGUGGGAGAAGAGAGACGAACCAGAUACUAUCGAAAACGGUGCACCGACGACUGUUGUGACGUGGGGUAAAGAGAAGCGCGCCGAGGUUGUGCAACCUGACACUAUCGACUUGGGAAAACCUACUACUGAGGUUACGUGGGGAAAGAGGGAUAUGACUGCUGCUGCCGAUCCCGCCGAUAGCAUUGAGCUUGGAAAACCCAGCACGGUUAUCACUUGGGGCAAGGAGAAGCGCGAUGAUCCUCCCGUGUUGGGCCAGCCGGAUUCAGAGACAACGUGGAGUAAGCGUGAGGCUGAGAAGCCAAAGGACGUCUUCAAGUUGGGUAAGGCUACUACGGUUGUAACAUGGUCUUGA